AAAUGAAGUUCAGGAGGACUUGAAAUUACAUUGAAAGUCGGAUAGAGAAACUCAAAAGUGAUCCCUUAAGGUCUCAUCAGACGGUGUCUCAGGACGAUCCUGAGCAGUAUCAGACUCUGACUCGUAGAAGAGAGCACUCUCUCAAGAGGAUAGAGAUGGCAAUGGACGAUAUAGAGAAACAAUAUAGCAAGAGAAAUGUUAUCAAAGAUUACAUUCAUCUGGAAGCCAGAAGUUUAUCAGAUUUGUCUAUUAAGAGAUUCCAAAAGCAUAAAAUAAUGAAAGAAUUACUCAAAGCAUUUCCUAAUCUCCAUCAGGAAAGGAAGCUGACCAGCUUGGAGAAAGGCAGAAUGACCUUGAAAGUCCUCAAUGACUGAUGUGACUCAGGUCAGAGAAGGUUUAAAAGCCCUCCGAAGAACUACUAUGCAACGAUAUCUCACCCAGUGAGCCAGAAUACUGAAGGGGAUAAGAAGGCAAGAUUCUUCAGAAGGAAUACUAUCGAGGUCAAGGAUAGUAACAUCCUAUCUCUGAAUGUAAACACUGGCAAGGGAAAGACAUCUCUUAGGGAAGCUCCAGUUGCACAAAUGUUCAAGAUCCAGAAUAGCAAGAGCAAGAAGACCCUCAAGAAAAUUCAUACCAGAAGGAUUGGAAAAGUGUGCAAAAAGUUAGCCCAAGGUAGCAAAAGCGCUAAUACCUCUAUUGCCAAGGACAGAGAGGUUCCUCAAAGAGAAAUUUUGAUCCAGGAAGGAGAUAAAGAGAAUCUUCAGUUCAAAAAGUUUGCCAAAGUGCAGCCUCAGAAAAACAAAAUUAGAAUAAAGAAGAGCAAAUCCAGGAGGUUUGUUAAGAAGAAUAGGAUUUAAGAGGAUAAUUUAUACAUUUUGACUCUCAUUACAGGUUGUUGUUAAUGUU
Molecule: messenger RNA, 906 nt
Organism: Moneuplotes crassus
Lineage: Eukaryota; Ciliophora; Spirotrichea; Euplotida; Euplotidae
Source: the annotation of a GenBank genome assembly